This is a messenger RNA of Lotus japonicus, 848 nucleotides long. Its product is annotated as ubiquitin C-terminal hydrolase 12-like. The record is from RefSeq and is a predicted model, not a curated record. The transcript is spliced from 6 exons. The coding region runs from base 129 to 848 and encodes 239 amino acids. NCBI's taxonomy places the organism in Eukaryota, Viridiplantae, Streptophyta, Magnoliopsida, Fabales, Fabaceae. Gene Ontology annotation, molecular function: protein binding.
AUGAUUUUGAUCCAACUAGUCAAGUGUGUUAUGAAUCGAAAAAUGAUUUUGUGACCAGACCUAGUUCAAAACGUUGUUCCGCCGCUGUUCCUGCCGGCGCUCUGUCCGUCCGUCGUGUGUUGAAAUUAAUGGGGCCUGUCAAAAUGGGAGUUGAAUGGAAUAUCAAAUGCCAUGCCGAUAAGCUUUACUCGGACUAUAUCUGCAUCGAUGGCUUUCAAUGGCUCAUUCAUAUUUUUCCAAAUAACAACAAAUUGUCAUGUUUACUGGUUCCUGGGGAUCUCUCUGAUUUGCCUCAAUUCUGGACCAGACUUGAAUGUUUCAAGCUGGCCCUCAUUGAUCAAACUAAUGGUCAAAAGAUAACAGCUGAAGAAUAUCAACACAAGUACACUCAAGGCAUGCAUGAUUGGCACUGGGGUUGCGAGAGGUUCAUAAAUUUAUCUAAGCUUCCUAACACCCAUGGCUUUAUCAAGAAUGAUACUUGUAUUUUUGAAGCUGACAUUUCUGUUACAAGUCGAGAUGAACGUGCGAAUCAUGCAUGUCAAGUAGCUAGCAAACCUGCUACCAGUGUUAAAAUGGAACCUGACAAAUUGAGUUUUGGAUGGAAUAUCAAAUGCCAUGCCGAUAAGCUUUAUUCAGAGUAUAUCUGCACCGGUGGCUUUCGAUGGCUCAUUCUUAUCUUUCCAAAUGCCAACAAAUUGUCAUGUUUAUUGGUUCCUGGGGAUCUCUCUGAUUUGCCUCAAUUCUGGACCAAACUUGAAUAUUUCAAGCUGACCCUUAUUGAUCAAACUAAUGGUCAAAAGAUAACAGCUGAAGAAUAUCAACACUGUAAGAUCAAAGUUUUGAUCUAG